AUGCAGUUUGCUCUCCUAUUACUUCUACUCGUAGCAUCAGUCUCAUCUCAUGUUACCGAGUCUCAUUGUACAGAUGACAGUCUUUUACAUGAUUUUCCUCGUCGUUUACGCUCGGCAACAAUCAAUGUUGUCAUACCACCAGAUGACUCUGCUCCCUUCGUCACUCGUAGUGACUAUGGUGUACCUUAUGGAUUCGAUAUUGAUCUAAUGAAUUUAAUCAGUUUUUUAUAUCGAAAACCAUUUCAAUAUCAGUACGAGUCAUCCACUGUAUCAACUAUUUCGAUUGUUCAAAGCAAUGUCAACACAAUUGCAAUUGGUGCUUCAACAAUUACACCGGAACUUACACGAUCCGUCGAUUUUGCUCAGUUCUUUAAAACUGGCAGUAGUUUUCUCGUUAAAUCGUCAUAUGGAGGAACCAUUACUGGACUCAAUAGUCUAUGUGGCAAAAACGUAGCAGUAAUAAGUGGAACGAUACAAGUAGAUGAUUUGAAUAGACAAAACACACAGUGUCGUUUUAAUCGUAUUACGAUAAAAGAAUAUGCGUCAAAUGCCGAGGCAUUAAAUGCACUUUCCAAUGGCGUAGUUGAAGUAUUUGUUGCCGAUGAAGCAUUACUGAAGGCAUUGGUUGUUAUAUCCAAUAAUGCAUUCAAAAUUGUUGGACGAACUUAUAAUGUUCUACCUUAUGGUAUUUUAUGCAACAAAAAUAAUCGAGAAUUAUGCUGUGCCUUGGUAAAUGCCAUAAAUUAUCUUAUUAAGGAAGGCAUUUAUGAACAAUUAUUGCAAAGAUAUUCAUUUAGCUGCGCAUAUGGCGUAUGCCCAUCAAGAAUUAAUUUAGAAGGCCCAACCUGUUCAUCACGAUGCACACCAGGAAGAUGGGAAUGUAAAAAAUAUUUGCACUAA
Molecule: messenger RNA, 900 nt
Organism: Rotaria sp. Silwood2
Lineage: Eukaryota; Metazoa; Rotifera; Eurotatoria; Philodinida; Philodinidae
Source: the annotation of a GenBank genome assembly